Messenger RNA from Physcomitrium patens, 4136 nucleotides. RefSeq lists its product as uncharacterized. Lineage: Eukaryota; Viridiplantae; Streptophyta; Bryopsida; Funariales; Funariaceae. Gene Ontology annotation, cellular component: catalytic step 2 spliceosome. Gene Ontology annotation, biological process: regulatory ncRNA-mediated heterochromatin formation; RNA processing; negative regulation of RNA catabolic process. The record is from RefSeq and is a predicted model, not a curated record. Gene Ontology annotation, molecular function: protein binding.
CGAAGAGUCGUUUUCUUCUUUCCUCUCCCUGUUUCGUAGAUUGGAAACAGGAGCUAUGGCGGACCUCCCCGGGGCAGGACCAACUGCCUCCUCCAUGGCGGAGGAGGUCGAUGGAGGGCAAGAAGAAGAAGCAGAAGCAGCAGAAGAAGAAUCAGUAGCAGCAGAAGAAGAAUCAGCAGCAGAAGUAGUAGUGGCAACAUCGGGAGGGGCCGAAGAAGAAGCUAGAGAAGCCUCCGUCUCUGUGAACAGCGCCUCAGUGAGCUCGACGACGGGCAUCAGUGAAUUUGCAGCGGGCGAGAGCGCUGCUGCUACUGCUCCUACUGGUCCUUUCCAAGCGAAGUUCUCUUCAUUUCCUACCUCUUUCGCUCCACCUCCUGCGCCUCGUCCUGUUCCAUCCCUGUUUCCGAGCUUGGGGAAUGUUGGCUCUAAACAGACUCCAGGGGGUGCACCUUCAUGGUUAUCCAAUUCGAGUUUCUCUGAAAAUUUACUACCUCCUCCCCUCAACUCCUUAGCUAGCAAAGGUAACAAACAUCCUUAUGGGAGGGAUAUCCUGGACGAAAUUGAGGAAAAGGAGGGCAAAGGAGCAGUGAGGGAAAGAUUCAGGGCUGAACUUGGGACCGAGACAGCAAGUUCCACCUCGGACUCAGACCUCAGCAAGGAAGACGAAGGAGAGAAAUCUCGACGUAAGAGACGAAAGGAGAAGCGACGAAAGAGGCGCAAGGAGGAGAGGAAGAAGCGGAAGGAACGGAAACGAACUGGGGAUGAGUUGCAGAUUGGCACUCUAGAUCAAUCAGUUGACAGAAAAGCUGUCGUGAAAACCUGGGCUGAUGGAAAAGUUAGUUUACCGAAAGAGUAUUUUGUGGAUACUCGGGGAGACCGCGAUAACUUGGCAUUUGGCUCUCUCUACAGAAUGGAUAUUGCAAGGUAUGUUCGGCAGCAGGUUGAUAGAGGUGAAGAGGGCACAAAGAAAAGAUACGCCACAUAUUUGGAUGUGCCAGAGCCUGACGGUGAUGUGCAAGAAAAUAAAGCGUAUCGCUAUUGGUCUGGCGAAGCCAUGGCACUGGAGACAAGGCGCGAUCUUCGGCGCAUUCGAAUACAUUCCCUAAGACCUUCCGCAGCUACAUUCAACAGUCGCCAGGAUCUUGAUACAUUUAUUCCGCUCGAGGAGAAGGAUAUUAAGAAGAAAGAUGUAGGAGACGAGGAUGAGCAAGAAGAGGGAGAAAGCUGGAAUGAUUAUAUUAUUCGACGAACAAGGGAGUUUAACUCUUUAACCCGGGAGCGGCCUGAUGAUGAAAAUUCGUGGCUCGAGUUUGCCAAGUUUCAGGAUGAGUUAGUACAUAUGGCGCAGAGAAAGGGUGUCAAGCAACAAGCUGUGGAAAAGAAGAUAUCUGUGUUGGAGAAAGCACUAGAGCAUCAUCCAGACAGUCUGCAAUUAACACUGUUGUAUUUAGAGUCCUGCAGGCUUCGUGACACUGUUCCGGAGAUGCUUGCUAAGUGGGAGAAGGCGGCAAUCUUACUGUCAGGAAGCUACCGAUUUUGGAAGAAUUUUUUGCAGUUCGUUUGUUCACAGUUCUCGCUCUUCUCUGUCGCGACUGUACGCUCAGUGUAUGUUCAAGCACUUGGUUCUCUGACUGCGACACGUGAUCGACUGAAAAAUGGAGAUGAGAGGGAUACCGUUAUUAAAGAUGCUGAGCUAGCCAUGGUAUCCAUAUUGGCAGACAGAUGUCGCUUUGAGCUACAGACUGGUCAUGCCGAGUUGGGACUCGCCAUAUUUCAGGCAGCUAUGGAGUACUCUUUAUUUGUUCCUCUCAUUCAGACGACUGAGAACAAUAAGCGGAGGCUCUUUGAGGCAUUUUGGGACAGUCAAGCCCCUAGAAUAGGGGAAGAGGGUGCAUUGGGAUGGGCUUUAUGGCUGGAAAAGGAAGAGGAGCAAUUUCAAAAAGCUCGAGCACAGGAGGCUGAGCAGGAAGAGCAAGCACCAGGAGGGUGGACAGGAUGGUCUGAGCCAGUAAUGUCCGGUAUUGAUGUUAAGAUGACGGAUAGUGCGGCCAAUGCUGGCAAGAAUGGAGACACUUCAAGUGAGGAAAGGGAUCAGGACGAGAUAGAGGGAGUUGAAAGUGAUGAAGACGAAGCUACAUUGCUAGCUAAGCUUGGGAUAAGUUCCAUGGAUGCCGGAAAAGAGUUGGAAGUCACAGAUUCUGAGGUCUGGCUACGAUGGGCAACGGAGGAGAGAAAGCGAGCCUGUGAGCAGUGGUUACCUAUCCACGCACUAAUGGAGAGUGAUGAGGAGGAUGAGCAGCUAGCGAGGGUGAUAAUGUUUGAAGAUGUCAGAGACACUCUUGUUUCUAUCUCUUCUGUACAGGCAUGGUGCCGCUUGAUUGGGCAUUUUCUGGAGUUUUGUAACAUACCUCUUACCAAUUGGUGUUCUAGUAAUGACUUCAGCUUACAACAAGGCAUUGAAGGACUGGAGUCUUUGACAUGUCCUUUAAGCAGAUUGCGAGGAAUCAGAUCCGUUGGUAGUAAUGUAUCGCAAUAUGUAGUUGGAAACAGAGAAAGUCAGGAAGUGAGACGAGGGGAAACGAUUUUAAAAACUUUGGUUGGAGAACCAGAGUGGUUUCUAGAGAGCUUUGAUCGAACUCAAUUCGUCUGCAACGCAUUACUGCUUCUUCAGUCAAGCUUUUCCAAUUCUCUAGAAAGGAGGCACUGGGACCUUACCGAAACGCUGCUAGUUGUCCAGUGUUUAGCAUCGGACAAUGGGGUGAAAACUUCUCGUAAUAUAGCGAAGAGGCUUCUGAAGAUCCAUCGUCAGGAUAUUUCGUUAUGGACUUCGUAUGCUUUGGUAGAAGGGGCCUCGGGUCACAUGGACACUGCAAGAAAAGUCCUUGAUACAACUCUUGCCUCCCUUCCAGCUCUACAAAAUGAGAUACAAGAGGACGCUCCCUUCCUAUUUUUGGCAUGCGCAGACAUGGAAGUGACUCAUGGAUCCAAGACUCGUGCUUUGUAUGUUUUGUGCCACUUUGGAUCCGGAAUACCGUACACUCCUUCAGCUAAUUUAGAAGAUCCAAUCUCACCUACCUUAAUUUUGAAGGCAAAAUUAGGAUUUCAACAGCAUCUUCAAAAUGUACGUAGGGGACGAACGUAUGUACGGGACACAGCUUCUUUCGGUUCGAAGCCCGUUUUUGGAGGAGCCCUUGAUGAGCGAGGGGUGGCUGUGAUUGCUUGUUGUGCCCUGUUCGAGGAAUUAAGCUCGGGCUGGGAAGCUGCAGUCUCUAUAUUUGAGGAGAGCCUUGCUUUUACUCUUCCAGGUAAAUGGAAAGAGAGCAAAGAGUGUGAAUCAUUGAUGGAACGUUACGUCGGCUUACUACGAAGGAGCAUGCCUACUGCAAAGCCUGCUCAGGUUCGACGCUGUGCAAUGAGGGGGUUGUCGGAAUAUCCACAUAAUUCUGUGCUUCUGGAGAUGCUUGUCCAGUCGUCGCCAUCAACAUACAACCUGCGCCGCUAUUUUGACGAUUAUACGAGACGGAAUCCAUCAACAUUGCUGUGGUCAUUUGCCCUCGCUACAGAGCUCGAAAAUAUUGAGGGGAAUGCAGCUCGUAUUCGAAGCUUGUUUGAGCGAGCCCUAGAAACAAAGGCUACACAAACUUCUGUUGUACUGUGGCGCGCAUACCUUGCUUAUGAAUGUAAAAUCAAUCGAAAUAUCGAGAGCGCACGUCGCAUUUAUUUCCGAGCUAUACAUGCUUGUCCGUGGUCCAAGAAACUAUGGCUGGACGGGUUUACAAUGCUAAGUGAUGUUUUGACAACGAAACAGCUUGCUGAAUUCCAAGAGAUAAUGAAGGAGAAAGAGUUGAGAAUUCGCACUGAUGUUUUUGAGAUCCUACUUGAAGAUGCUGAAGACGAUUCUUGAGGCGGUGCAUCACAGAUGCUUUUUCAUUCAAUUUUGACUUUUUUUUUCGGAGACUGCUGAGUUUCAAAUUAUUUGUGGAUAGAAAGAUUUUAUUUAAAACUAGACUUCGUACAGUACACAAUUUGGUUAGGCUUUGAUUCUAAGUUCGUCUUGGACAUGGAUCGACUUACAUGCCUCAUACCUGUUAAUAUUAAGAUGAUUUAACAGCUAAUUUACUGACUCUAUUGCUGUC